Linepithema humile (Argentine ant) is the source of this 1603-nucleotide messenger RNA. RefSeq names its product leucine-rich repeat-containing protein 58-like. The record is from RefSeq and is a predicted model, not a curated record. Lineage: Eukaryota; Metazoa; Arthropoda; Insecta; Hymenoptera; Formicidae. Gene Ontology annotation, molecular function: protein binding.
ACAGAUAACCACGUUUUACAAUUCACAUUCUUGUCGUUUAUCAACCGCUUUCAACAUAGGAGAAGAAACGAGAAAACAUCAAGUAAAAUAAAAUUUUAUAUAGUUUUGAAGAAGAAGAAAAUAAGGAUGAUGGUUGCAAAAGAAUUUUUGUAUUUGACAAUGCAUACAUCUUUUCGGAAUUUAGUAGAUGUAACUUUACAAGAAUGUAAGUUUAAUUUCUUGCCAAAAGAGUUCGGUACAUUACAUCAUCUACAAGAGAUUACAUUAUCCAGUAAUUAUGUCGUGAAUACUACUCGAUCUGCAUGGGAAUGGUUAGAGCAAGAUUCUAUGAGAAAUAAUUUAAAAUCAUUGAGAAUAAUGCAUUAUGACCUACCUGAAUUACCUUUGCAAAUCACAUGUUUGAAUCGUCUCACAAAAUUAAACAUGAGAGGGAGCAAAAUCAGUUCUUUACCAAAAGAGUUUGGCAAUUUGAUACUUGUUGAACUGGAUCUAUCGUAUAAUAAUCUUGGAAACUCUAAAGAAUCUGUAUGGGAAUGGUUAAUGCAAACUCCCAUUAGAUAUACUUUAAAAAGACUUAACAUAAGUCACAAUUAUAUCAAGUCCUUAGCAAAAGAGUUUGGUACGCUGUCUCAACUGUUGGAGCUCAAUUUAUCGAAUAAUUUGCUCGGAACAUGUCGACAUUCUACAUGGGAAUGGUUAAAUAUGCCCAUUAGAAAUAAUUUAAUGCAUUUAGAAAUAUGUGGCAAUUUUCUGACUGAAUUUCCAUUACAAAUUACAUAUUUGAAAGAACUAAUGUGGUUAGACAUAAGCAACAACAAAAUACACUUUUUACCAAAAAAGUUAGGUACUUUGCCUAAGCUUAAAUGUUUUUUACUUUCUUUUAAUCACCUUGGAAAAUCUGAUCGCAAUAAGUGGGAAUGGUUAGAGCAAGCUGCAGUCACAAAUGAAUUGUUAGGAUUAGAUCUGUCGUUCAAUCUGUUAACGGAAUUACCGCCACAAAUUGGAAAACUAAAUGCUUUAGUUUAUUUAUCGCUUGCUUCCAAUGAGAUAAAAUGUUUACCACAAAGUCUUUCAAAUCUAAAAAGUUUAGAAGGGCUUAAUUUGUCGAACAAUAAUUUGAAAUAUUUACCAGGAAGUGUGUCACAUUUAACGGCGCGUAUAAAUGUUGAUGAGAAUCCAUUUAAUUUGAUAGAUGACGACAUUGAUGACGAUAAUGAUGACGAUGGUGAUGAUGAUAGUGGUGAUGAUUUUAUUACGAAGUUGGAAGUGCCAAGUCUUGUGGAUUGUUCAGCUGAAGUUAUUCUGAAAAAUGGAUUAGAAUAUACAAAUUAUGGUUUACCUGAAGAAUUGAUCAGAUAUAUGAAUAAUACAAGACAUUGCUUCCUUUGUAAUAAUGCAUGUUAUCGUUAUUACGAAAAGCGCUUCAUAAAUUAUCCUGAUUAUUGUGGUAUACCGAAUUUUAAAUUACAUGCAUCUGAAAAUAUCAAAAAUGCAAGUUUUGAAUGUUAUGUUUGUUCAUCAAAUUGUGCUGAAAUGCUAAGGAAUUAAGAAUACAUGAUUAAAUUAUUAGACUUAAAAUUUACAACAGAAUGAAACUUGUAUA